This is a messenger RNA of Lottia gigantea (owl limpet), 543 nucleotides long. RefSeq lists its product as hypothetical. NCBI's taxonomy places the organism in Eukaryota, Metazoa, Mollusca, Gastropoda, Lottiidae. The transcript has a single exon. The record is from RefSeq and is a predicted model, not a curated record. Bases 1 to 543 code for a protein of 180 amino acids.
AUGGAUGAGAUCUGCGCCAUAUUAAAAGAAUACAAUGAAAGUGACACUGAAGGAAUAAUAGAUUUAUUCAAAGAAUACAGUGUUAAAUUAAAUGAAGCUGGGUUGGUGUCUGAAAACGAAUAUAGCAAAGGGAAGAAUGAUUACGGUGAUGGUGGAAUCAUAUUUGGUUUAUAUUUAGCGCCAAAAGUAAAAUACAAUAUCAUUCUAACUUCCGAUGGUGUUUUAAAAGAAAAGAAAACGUUUAAGGGUUACUCUAACUAUAAGAUUAAGGUAGAAGACUACAUUCAAUUAGCUAGUGGACAUGACGUAACGAAUGAAUUUAAGAAACCUUGGGUAAAAAGUUGUACUGAUGGAAUAAUUAUUCCUAAUGAAAAACAAAAGAAAGUUUUCAGAAGUUAUCUGAAUCUCGUUAAGAGAAAAGCACCAAACAGUGAAGGAAUUAUGUAUCCUUACAACAAUAAAGAUGAGAUGUGUUUGGAUGAAAACUAUGAAUUUGAUGAUUUCGAUUAUCUAACUAUUCAAGAAGAGAAUGAAGAGUGUUAA